CAGAAGACAGAAAGACGAGGAAACGGAAGACGACGGAUCCACGCAGCGAGACUCCUGGGCCUCGAGCUGCGGCGGACGCUCAAGAACCGGCAAGACGACAGCGACACGGGAGAGUUGACGAAGAAGGGAGAGAACUGCGCGCCAAGACAAGAAAAGGAACUGCGCGUCUUCUUGCAGACAAAAACGACAACGGCGCUCUGCACGUGAUGGUCCAGCUAGACCAACUUGGGCGCAUGCGCGCAUGCAGCGAUGACGACGAAAUGGCGAGAAAGGCCCGGAAGCGGCAAGGGGGGCGACAGGAAACUGAGAGAGACGGAGCGAGCAGCCAGAAGAGCUGAGCAAGUCGACGCCAAAGGAGACUACAGGACGGUGAACGAACAAGAGAAAGAGCGAGGGUCCAGCUCUCGAUUCCUCCGGAGAGAAGGCCGACAGCAAACCUGCCUGGAGAAAUUCACUGAAAGCCAGAAGGCACGCUGCCGCUUUUCCAUGAAAGUUGGAACUCAGCAAGACACCGGAACACGGUGCGUUCGCGAAUGCAUGGAUAUUCAGACGAGCGUGAAGCGCUCUGCAGAUGUAUGUUCGAUUGCUGUGUCUACAUACACAUACAGAAAGAGAUGCGCAUACAUGCAAAUGCACAGAUAUGCAAAAUGAUGAAUAAAAUAUCCGACAGUGAAGAUGUAUCCAUAUACGUAAAAAACAGUGCUGUACACGGCUUAUACAAGUAGAGCACAUGAAAAUAUGCAGAUGGGUCUGCAGCUGAAAGAGAGUCCCCGGAGUUGAAGGAGCGCUACAAGUGAAUGGAAGAAAUCCACAUUCCAGAGAGUCGACAACCCGCCAGCGGAGUCACCAAACUUGCUUCAGCUUAGGAAAGAAGCGUCUUUGUCAAGAACACUGGGGCCAAGAGAAAGAUCUUUUCUGAGGAAAGCCAGCCGAGAGAGAGUCUGGGCGCCUGCAUCCGCGCCCCACUCGAGAGACGCAGGGGUGGUGGGCGGAGAAGGCCUCCUGGAGGCUGCAAAAGGCCGAGGGAGAACAAAGGAGAAACGCUCCUGUUUCCCUGUAUCCCUGUCGCGCCAGGAAAAACUAUCAUUGCUUUUCUCUCCUCAUCGAUGGCAGAGAAGCGCGAAGUGCAGAUGGCACACAAACGACUGCGUAGGAAGAGGGACAGGCUGUCUCCGCCGGCGACAGCGCCGUCUCCUCGCUUUGUCAGACAGUUUUGCUUACGCGAAGACUGGCGGUCUUUGCAUCUGAACAGACGAGCAUCCGGCGUCUGCCAGGGAGCGUCGCCGGGUCUGUCCUUCCGUCUCCCCGAAGCUCUUCCUGACUCUCUCUCUCUCGUUCACUCGCGGCGUUCCUUGAAGGUCCGUUCACUCUGCUUGCACAGGGAGGCCGUUCGAGCUGUUUGACCCUCCCUCUCGGGAUUUUUGUUCUGGGGCGCGGGAGUCGCCCCGCAAGCCUUUCAUCUUGACCUCCGCGACGGAGACAGAGGAGACAGGCGGCAGCGACAGGCGCCAAACACGAUCGCAGGCAGAGCUACCUGAGAAGUUCCUCGGCCUCCGAGAAGCGCCGCGCCUGCUCGCAGAGUCGAGCGUCCGAUGAACGGCGAGACCUUCGAGGGAGAGAAGAACUCUGGGUCUCCACGGCUCGCGUCCGAGCAGGUGGCUCGAAACGCCGGCGAGAGGAGACGAGAAGGCGGCAGAACGCGACUCUCCGGCCGAUUGUCCGGAGAAGCAUACGAGGCUCGACGCCAGCCGGAAAAACUCGGUGACGAAGGUGGAGAAGCACGAAGAAAAAGUCCGCGCGUUCGUUUCAAGACUGCUGCGCGCGUGUGUGUGUGUGUGGAGCUACCUACAGAAGAGAAAAACGAAACACCAGGAGGGGCGAACAGAAGAAGCCGGCAAAGAACGAAACGAGAAGUCGAGGGUGGACGGGCGGGGCGGGAGAACGCAGCCAAAAAGAGCGCGCUCUCGGGAGCUUUCGAAAAGCCACGCGUUUUUGCUCGACCAACACCGCAGAAACGAAAAGCCGAGAGCGCGUCGGGAUCAAGUUGCCUUUUUCCGCGAAAGAGAGAGACGGCGAACGAUCACGGCGAGACACAAAGGAGACUUCCUGCUUCCUCCGCAGAAUCGAAAAAAACCGCCAAUGGACACGUGGAGACGAGGAAAGAAAAUUCUUCCUCGCUCUCUCUCCGGGGAGAGACAAACUGCCGAUUCUUUUUUCGUCGGUGUACGCUGAAGACGCUUCUUCCCCGUCUUCUUCUUUUCCCUCAACUUUUCUCCGUCUCUCUAAGAAGCGAAAACGCGACGGUUCCGGGAGAAGACGCCCGCGGAAAAUCUCGUGCGAGCGCGAAAGGUCGGAAAGCAAGAAACGCGUGA
Toxoplasma gondii ME49 is the source of this 2372-nucleotide messenger RNA. RefSeq lists its product as hypothetical. The record is from RefSeq and is a predicted model, not a curated record. Bases 1593 to 2372 code for a protein of 259 amino acids. The transcript has a single exon. NCBI's taxonomy places the organism in Eukaryota, Apicomplexa, Conoidasida, Eucoccidiorida, Sarcocystidae.